Messenger RNA from Salvelinus fontinalis (brook trout), 3236 nucleotides. It is a transcript of the gene tmed10, whose product is annotated as transmembrane p24 trafficking protein 10. Bases 87 to 707 code for a protein of 206 amino acids. The record is from RefSeq and is a predicted model, not a curated record. The transcript is spliced from 5 exons. Gene Ontology annotation, cellular component: Golgi apparatus; COPII-coated ER to Golgi transport vesicle; endoplasmic reticulum-Golgi intermediate compartment. Gene Ontology annotation, biological process: intracellular protein transport; endoplasmic reticulum to Golgi vesicle-mediated transport; Golgi organization. Lineage: Eukaryota; Metazoa; Chordata; Actinopteri; Salmoniformes; Salmonidae.
GAGAGAUCCGAGGCGUAGAGCGAGUUCUUUAAGCCAAGCUGCAGUAGUUUGCUAGCGGUUGCGCAUGUUUGUUUCGGCUAGUAGCCAUGGCUCGGUUCGCUACCCUGCUGCUUUUACCGGUUCUCAUUGAAUCGGUAUUAUCAAUUUCGUUCUUUUUACCGGUAAAUUCAAGGAAAUGUUUACGGGAAGAGAUCCACAAAGACGUGCUCGUCACGGGGGAGUAUGAAAUCAGCGACCAGUCCAACACAAAAACCAACCUGAAGAUCACAGACUCGUCGGGACACAUUCUAUACUCAAAGGAAAGUGCAACGAAAGGGAAGUUUGCUUUCACGACAGAGGAUUAUGACAUGUUUGAAGUGUGCUUUGAGAGCAAAUCGCCCAUGGGAACUGGGAGGAUCCCCGACCAGCUGCUUAAUCUGGACAUGAAGCACGGAGUGGAGGCCAAGAACUAUGAAGAGAUCGCCAAAGUGGAGAAGCUGAAGCCCCUGGAGGUGGAGCUAAGGCGACUGGAGGACCUAUCAGAGUCCAUCGUCAAUGACUUUGCCUACAUGAAGAGGAGGGAGGAGGAGAUGAGAGAUACCAACGAAUCCACCAACACACGCGUCCUGUACUUCAGCAUAUUCUCUAUGUGCUGUCUGAUUGGCCUGGCCACCUGGCAGGUCUUCUACCUGCGACGCUUCUUCAAGGCCAAGAAGCUGAUCGAGUAGAGAGAGGCAUCACCACUACACCCAGGAGGAGAAGCCAAUGCUACCCGAUCAACCAUCACCCUCAUCGGACUAGCUUCAGCAAAAACUAUGGCUUUGUCCGAAAUGGCACCCUAUAUAGUGAACUACUUUUGACCAGAGCCCCAUAGGCUGAAGUUUUUGCCGAAGGCCCGUAGACUCUGGUCAAAAGUAGUGCACUAUACAGGGAAUAACCAGGGCACCGUUUCGGACCUAUCCAAUAAUGACAAAACAAAAGGUGGAGCAGAACUCUCUACUAGUUUCGGUGGUGUGAGAGGGCACAAAGGCCUAUUCUCUGAAAACUAUAUACACCUGGGGCUCAUUCAGCAGAGUGAAAUAUUUGUUUGUUUUUUUAAAGCUAGAAAUGUAGAAUAUACACAGAUUUAUCUUCAAAGAGAGCGAGAAUGUUCCAUGUGUUAUUUACAUUUCUCAGAUUGUCCUUUAAUGUGUACAGUUUGAUUUGGAGUUAUGUUUUAUUUUGUUGGGAUGAAUGGUUGCCCCCUUUGAGAGAAUGUACAACAAUAUAAAGGGCCAUAGACAAAGUCUUGGCCAUGCCAAGCGAGCUAUAGUGUGCUGUACGUCGCCAAUGGCACCCUAUUCCCUAUAUAGUGCACUACUUUUGACCAGGUCCCAUAGGACUCUGGUCAAAGUAUUGCAAUAGGGUGCCAUUUGAGAUGUCCCUUUUAUAUUGUCCUUUUUAAGUGAAGCCUUCGAUGAACAGCAGGUGGAAUGUGGUAUAACUCAAAAGAGAGAAACUAUGGCAACCACUGAACUUGUGUGCUUUGUUGCUUAAUUAAUUUGAAUACAUGUUUUGGUAACAAAAUCUGACAGCGUCUUUUAGUUUGUUUUGAUUUUGUAAAAUGCUAUCGCAGGGCAGGUAUUUUAGGGGAGAGGGUUUCAUAAGUUAUCAGGGAAUGAAUGGUUGGUUGUCUUAAAUGGCACCCUAUUCCAUAUUAAAAGUGCAUUGGGCCUUGGUCAAAAGUAGUGCACUAUUUAAGGAAUAGGCUGUAAUUUUGAACGCAGAAAAAAUAUCAUUUUGAAAACUAGGUCAUUUCUAGCAGAACACUUGUUGCUAGUUCUUAAGUUUUUAUUUUAUCUUAAAGAUGUACAAAAGAUAACAGCCACACAUCUACAUUGCCAUCUGAAUGUGUUUUAAGCCAAGUAGUGGUCCCCUGUAUGAAUUCCUCUCCUGAGAACCCUUGAAUCUGCCUAUUAGAACCUGACUCACAAAUGCAUGUCAAACCUUAUUACUGAAAAAAUGGCAGACAUGUUAUUCUAUCAUCAACAUCAGGAUAGUAGUAUUGUACUGCCAUUUUACAUGCCAACUUUGCGUCGGUGGUAGUUUUGUAGUAACAUGGAAAAUAUCCUAACUCUUCCUUGGAUGUAUUCCAUUUGAGUAGGCUAGUGUAUUUUUUUUAUUUUUAUUGCAAUUUCAGGGGAAAUUAUUUGCUUCUUUAGCCUGGUCCCAGAUCUGUUUGUUUGACAACAGUGACAAUGGGAGUUGGCAAAGCAAGACAACACAAACAGAUCUGGGACCAGGCUAUUGCUUAUUGAUUUUUGGGAAUCAAUUUUAAAUUACAACACUUACAGCCAAGAUCCUAGCCUGAGUUGCCACUCUCUUUGGUCCAAUCAUGGCAACUCCUUGUCAGGUUUGGCGUGACAAGGACGGCAAUGGAGUUAGUGAGAGUACAAAAACUGAUCUGCGACCAGGCUUUCAAGAUCCAUCCAACAUUCGUUCGGAGAUAAUUAUGGGGUCUGAGUUACAUGAGGGUUUGGAGUUGGUUAAAAGAUAUUCCAACUAUUUUUUUGUCACUGUUAUUAAAGCUACUGCAAUAACCAAUUAUGUGGGGUACAUACAUUUAACAGUGAACAUUUGCUAUGUUUUUCAGUCAAUGAUUUCUAUGUUGAUUGAUAUCAAUUUGGAAAAGGUUUAUUUAGGCUUUUAUUCAAUAAAAAUAUUGGAUGGAUUUACAAAAAAAUGUUGCUUGAGAUUUUGUGAUGGGAUGACCAAAGGACAUUCACGCAGCGUUAUCACAGAACAAUGAGCCAAAUAUUUCACCGGAUGUAUAAAUGUGAAAAAUCCAAUUGGCGUUUCCACUCACUACCAAAUCUGGUGACGAGAGGAAGCCAAGUGUCCGGCAGUGGGUUUUGGCCGACAUUCUGCAUGUUCUCAUCGAUUAAACAUUUUAAUUCCAUAUAUCUUUCUGUUUCCAAAACUAAAAUAUGUAACGGUGGAGCGCAUUUUGUAGACUUCGCCAACGUUUCUACAAAGAGCGUUGUUUAGAAAGAGUGCAUGGGCGAAUUGAGUUACUGCACAAGCGCUUCACAGAGGAGUUCCCUAAGGCACCAACAGGAUCUCACUAGCUCCUGCUUGGCUGUAAAAAUCUUUGUCAUUAUGGCAUCUUUAUAAGUGGAUCAUAUAUAUAAUUUUAUAAAGGUUACACUAGUAUUGUCUACCUGUUACUGUCUACCUAAUAAAAUGAUUAUGAAUAAAUGAUGAAAUCUAUGAAAAUA